UGUUGUUUUAUAUUCGUCAUUUCUUUAAGAUGCACAAAGCCUUGAAGAAAUAUUUUGUAAACAUGGACGAGUAUCUGGCCAGCAUCGGACUUUACCGAAAGAUGAUGGCGAGAGACGCGUCCUGUCUGUUUCGAGCUGUUUCUGAGCAGCUUUAUUAUUCCCAAAACUACCAUCCGAGAAUACGAAAAGAGUGUGUCAGGUUCAUGAGUGCGAACAGAUGCAACUUCGAGCCUUUUGUUGAAGGCUCUUUUGAGAAGUAUUUGGAGCGUUUGGAUGAUCCCAAGGAAACAGCAGGUCAAGUGGAGAUCAAUGCUUUGUCGUUACUGUACAGGCGGUGCUUUAUCAUUUAUAGGUAUCCAGGUAAGCCGCCGACCGAGAUUGCAGAGGAAGAAAACUUGCCUAAGAUUCUGCUGUGUUGCUCAAAUAACGGGCACUAUGACAUCGUUUACCCUAAGAACUAUCCAGUGGACGCUGCAGUAUGUCAGGCUCUCCUGUAUGAGCUGUUAUACACUCGUGUUCUGAGUGUUGAGGAGGAAGAGCUGCAGGUGGCUCUGGAGGGAUUCAGAUUAGGAGGCCGGCGAUACAGAAACAGCCAGUCUAUGUGCAGUGAGGACGCUUGCUAUGAUGCUCCAGAGGAACGUACUCCGAGAGAGGAAUGGGAGCCGAGUGGUCAGAACCGUUUGGAGGACAAAGCCAAAGCUGGAGCUGAGGACCAGAAGGCUGCAGAGGGGUCGGGCAAACUGGCUCUACCGUACAAGGUGCUGAAGGCUUUAGAGCCCGAGCUGUACCGUAACGUUGAGUUUGACGUGUGGCAAGACAGUCGCAAAGAGUUACAGAAGACUGAUUAUAUGGUGUUUGCUGGCAGGCAGUACUUUUUGGGAGAUAAGUGUCAGGUCCGUUUGGAUCCGAAAGGAAAGUAUUACAAUGCUUUCAUACAGGAAGUGGGGACCCACACCACUGCUGUGACGGUGUUCAUUGAGGAGCUUGGGGAAAAACAUCUGGUUCCUUUGACCAAUCUGAAGCCAGUCAAUCCAGUGCCAGCCUGGAACAUCACACCAAGUAGAAAAGGAAGCUCCUACAACCAUCCAGAAGAGCUAGACCCUGAGCUUCGUGGGCGGAGACGGUUCUUCAAGAAGGCUCGUGGUAAGGAGAUGUUGAUGGCAGUGUCCUACAGUCGUCCUCAGCCUGGCCUGCCCCCCCGACUGCAGUCCGGGCCGGGUAACAAUUAUCCUAUGCGGUCUCCUGGGGUGCACGGACCCGCUCCGCCUCCGGCAGGUGUGGCCUAUGAACAUUACAGACCCCACCCACAACCCAGACCACCACGAGGAUACGGACCGCCCAGUUCGGCCCGAUUCCUAAACAGGCACCACUUUAUCGGACCAGAGAUGGCAUAUUACCCCGGUCCAAGCAAGCGCUGCUACCAGAGUUUUGAUAACUAUUCGUUCAGGUCCCGAAGAAGCCGACGGCAGAUGCACUCGCUGAAUAAAGAGUGUCUGAGGUGUGUUCCUGAGCCAGGAGAGGACACCCAGGAUAUGGAGGGAAGCAUCACUUUCUAUGAGAUCGAGGAGACCGAUGAGAGUGCCUUUACACCAAUACCAGGUCAAGCGGUCCCCAGUCCCAGGGUUCCAGGGGCCACUGCUUACUGGGUACCAAGAGUCCCCAGUCCUAUCCCUCCAUCAGGCAAACAGCCCAUGACAUCAUCAGAGGAGGACCCUGAUGAAAGGAGCACAGCUGGUGAUCAAGGUGAUUACUCUGAGGAGUACAUCUACUCUACCUCAGAGACUGGAUUUCAGAGCCCAUCGGUAUAUGCUGCCGCAACGGAGUCUACAACCAAUUUGACCAUUCAAGAAGGAGGAUCUCGUGCCGAUUCGCCACCAGAGGGCGUCGCUACCUACAGUUACUCUCAACAGGUGGUCAUGAAGUCAUCGGUCAUCUCUUCCUCUCAGCCAAUCAACUCUGCCCCAGCUGCGAUCUUCACCUCAAACUCCUCCCCUUCUUCUACGGGGAGCUCCCAGACCCCACCGAACCCCCUGCAGACCGACAGCAUCCUAACUCCUGGACAGCCACCACCCCAGAAUGUCAUGGGCAGGCCUGCAGUUCCGUGGUUUGUGAAUGAACUGGGCGAGCCAGUUGCCAUGGCACCACCUCCACCCUAUUCAUAUGACCCCAAUGGCAGUGAUCUUCCAAGAGACUGCAAAGUGCUCCAAUACUAUUAUAACCUGGGGGUUCAGUGGUACCAGCAGACGUACUGGCACUCUAUGGUGCACAUGCAGCAGGUCUAUCCACAGCCGGCCGCAGACGUUCCAUACCAGACGUUCCAGAGCACCAUCCCCAUGGCCGACCACACCGUCCCCCAGGCCUAUCCCGAGCCCAUCCGCUCAUGUCCGCAAGGAGACACGUCCAACAACGGCACCCCUCUGGUGAUGGAGCCCCCUCCCACGGUGGUCCCCGGCACGGUGUUCUACCCCAUGGUGCAGGAGCAGUGCGGCCAGCCACCCCUCCACCCCACCUACGAGCCAUACGUGCCCAUGCUCUCUACAACAUACCACUACCUCACGCCCUGGACAAACGGUGUAGGCUCGCAUCCACGCGUCCACCACUCUACUUACUGCCCUUCCUCUUCUCACCCCCCUGUUAAUUACAUCACCGCCCCAACCCACCCCACUCAUUUGGCACACUCACAGUUCGUCUAA
Triplophysa rosa is the source of this 2693-nucleotide messenger RNA. It is a transcript of the gene alg13, whose product is annotated as ALG13 UDP-N-acetylglucosaminyltransferase subunit. The coding region runs from base 30 to 2693 and encodes 887 amino acids. The transcript has 24 exons. The record is from RefSeq and is a predicted model, not a curated record. NCBI's taxonomy places the organism in Eukaryota, Metazoa, Chordata, Actinopteri, Cypriniformes, Nemacheilidae. Gene Ontology annotation, biological process: protein deubiquitination. Gene Ontology annotation, molecular function: cysteine-type deubiquitinase activity.